UGUCGGUUAGGAUUUACCUCGCAGGGGGUUAGCCUGGCCGAAGCUCCGGUGAAGUGAGUGAUUUGUGUCCAAGUGCUCAAAAUGCCUCCCCAAGAGAAAAUGCCCGAGACGGGCUCGAGUCAAGAGUGCGAGACUCAGUUGGAGUUGCAAUGCAACGGAUACACAAACGGCGCUUUCGUGCCCGAUAACGGAACCGUUAAAGAGGAGAAAAAGGACGAAAAGGACGAGAAAGGCUUUGAGUUUGAUGACUUGCUGCCGCAUAUAGGAGAAUUUGGGAUGUAUCAGAAGAUUCUUUUUUUAAUGAUGAUUCCGUUUUCGUUUUUCGUGGCUUGGGUUUAUUUUACACAGAUAUUUAUUACUAUUAUACCGGAGCAGCAUUGGUGCUGGGUCCCUGAACUUGCCAAUAUGACGGUGGACGAAAGGAUAGCUCUAGCAAUUCCUCAAGGGGCCGAUGGCUCGCUGGAAAAAUGCCAAAUGUAUGACGUGAAUUUUACGGAAGUGGUGAGAAAUAAAAUUCCAGUUAACACGUCCUGGCCUACAACUUCCUGCAAAAAUGGCUGGGAAUAUAAUUACACCGAAGUUCCCUAUUCGUCGAUCGCUACAGAGCAAAACUGGGUUUGCGAAAACUCGGCUUUACCUCACACCGCCCAGUCCAUUUUCUUCUGCGGAGCCAUCCUCGGCGGCCUGGUUUUUGGCUGGAUCGCUGAUCGAUUCGGCCGAAUUCCUGCUCUUGUGGGGACAAACCUUGUAGGUUUCGUCGGUGGAAUCGCUACAGCUUUCUGUAGCGCCUUUUGGACUUUCUGUUUAUGCAGGUUUUUGGUCGGGAUGGCGUUCGAUAAUUGCUUCACAAUGAUGUAUAUUCUAGUAUUAGAGUACGUGGGCCCGAAAUGGAGAACCUUCGUAGCCAACAUGUCGAUUGCAAUUUUCUUCACGUUCGCAGCUUCGAUUUUGCCUUGGAUUGCUUAUUAUUUAGCCGAUUGGAAAAUGCUGUGUUAUGUCACUUCGGCCCCUCUGGCGUUGGCCAUAAUCACGCCAUGGUUGGUACCGGAAUCUGCAAGAUGGCUAGUGUCUCAAGGCAAAUUUGACAAAGCCAUUGGCAUCCUACGAAAAUUCCAAAGAAUUAAUAAAACCAAAGUCGAAGAAGAAACAUAUAAUAAAUUCAAAGCCAGCUGUUUGAAAACCCAAAAAGAGGAAGAAAUGGACAAAGCCUACACAGUCUUCGACUUAUUCAAAACGCCUCGUUUGAGAAAAAUCACUCUUUUAUUGAUCGUCAUGUGGAUGGCCAUUUCCUUGGUAUUUGAUGGUCAUGUGCGUAACGUGGGCUCGCUGGGCUUGGACAUUUUCUUGACUUUUACCAUCGCCAGUGCGACCGAAUUUCCAGCCGACACGUUUCUGACUUUGGUGCUGGAUGUCUGGGGCAGGCGAUGGUUAGCUUGUGGGUCCAUGGUUCUUAGCGGUAUUUUUAGUCUUCUUGCAACAACAGUGCCAUAUGGGGUUCCCUCAGCCGCGCUAGCAAUCAUGGGACGAUUUGCAGUUAAUAUUUCCUACAAUAUCGGUCUUCAAUACGCCGCUGAGUUGCUACCAACUGUUGUGAGGGCUCAAGGAGUAGCCCUAAUACACAUAAUGGGAUACGUUGCUAGCAUACUGGCACCUUUCGUGGUCUACUUGGCAAAUAUUUCAGUGGAUUUGCCACUUUUGAUUUUGGGGGUUUUGGGUAUUGUUGGAGGAAUUUUAGCGCUCUUUUUACCGGAAACUUUGGAUCAAGAGUUGCCACAAACACUGCAGGAUGGUGAAAACUUUGGCAUGGGGCAGAAGAUUUGGGACUUUCCAUGCAUUAAAAAGAAUGUUGACGAUGAAAAAGCAAGCAAGUUUAGGAGAUCGUCAUCGAGGAGGUCAUCAAUGCGAGCGUCUUUCAGAGGGGAGAUCAGAUCGAGUAUGAUCAACAGGUCCUCGAUUCGUUCAAGAAAAUCAAUUUGUAUUCCUGAAAACCAAAUCGCUUGAGAUUGAUGAUUCAGUAUUUUCUGCGUGAUAAGCAUACGUGGUGUGCGUACAACUGUAGAUGGUUGACCAUCUGUUUGUCUGUGGUAUUAUUUUUUAAAUGUACUGUAUAUAAUCCAUGUAGAUAGUUAUGUGUUUUAAUUGUUUUUAUAUAAAAAAUGUUAUUUUAAAUUACAGCUAGUAUCUUUUAAAGUGCCUUUAUAAUUCUUAUUGCUUUAAAUUUUAUUUUAAAACAUAAAAUACGAUUUUUUAUGUUUGUAAGUUGGAAUAUAAUACUAAAGUUCCUAAUAAAAUGUUUA
This is a messenger RNA of Tribolium madens (black flour beetle), 2297 nucleotides long. RefSeq names its product organic cation transporter protein. The transcript has 7 exons. Bases 82 to 2001 code for a protein of 639 amino acids. Gene Ontology annotation, biological process: transmembrane transport. Gene Ontology annotation, molecular function: transmembrane transporter activity. Gene Ontology annotation, cellular component: membrane. The record is from RefSeq and is a predicted model, not a curated record. NCBI's taxonomy places the organism in Eukaryota, Metazoa, Arthropoda, Insecta, Coleoptera, Tenebrionidae.